Messenger RNA from Gastrolobium bilobum, 672 nucleotides. RefSeq lists its product as uncharacterized. Lineage: Eukaryota; Viridiplantae; Streptophyta; Magnoliopsida; Fabales; Fabaceae. The coding region runs from base 1 to 672 and encodes 223 amino acids. The record is from RefSeq and is a predicted model, not a curated record. The transcript has a single exon.
AUGUCGAACUAUGCGAAGUUCAUAAAAGACCUUCUAUCAAAGAAACGCAAGUUGAAGGAAUGCGAAACAGUGGCCUUGACAGAGGAGUGCAGUGUAAUCAUCCAGAAGAAACUUCCUCCCAAGCUAAAGGAUCCAGGAAGUUUCAGUAUUCCUAUAGCCAUAGGAAAUAUUGAAGUAGGGAAAGCACUAUGCAAUUUGGGAGCAAGUAUAAACCUGAUGCCACUAUCCAUGUGCAGAGCUCUUGGAAUAAAGGAGCUCAAGUCGACUACAGUUUCUCUCCAGUUAGCUGACAGAUCGAUCAGGCGACCAGAUGGGAUAAUUGAGGAUGUUUUAGUUAAAAUUGACAAAUUUAUUUUCCCUGCAUAUUUUGUAGUUCUGAAUAUGGAAGAAGACACCGAGAUUCCCCUAUUGCUUGGAAGGCCAUUCUUAGCCACCGCAAGGGCAAUGAUCGAUGUGGAGCAAGGAAAACUGAUGCUGAGGGUGAACGAAGAAACAGUCACCAUUGACGUCUUCGAAUCAAUGAAACAUCCAACUGACGGAGGAGACUGUUUUAUGAUUGACAUAAUACAAGAAACAAUUGAUGAUGCUAUGAAAAAAGAGAGUUCCCCACUCGUGUUAGAACAAAUCAACGAAGAAGUUGAAAUAGCUGAUAAAGAACUAGUGGUGGAAUGA